GAUUCUUCAAUCUUUUAGUCUAAUACAUAACAAGAUCCGGCAAUGAAUCCUGACUGAUUACAAAAUCGAUCUGUACCAUAAUCCGUGUGACUGAACAUUUGCAGUGGUCUGGUCUAUAGCGACAUGCUUGCCUAAAGGUUCUUGGUCAUUACUAAUCGUAGUUACUGAUGCCAGCUUCUGGUCUAUGUGAGCGCUAAGAGAACGUAUUCUCGUGAUGAGCAAUGCUUCCUCCCGUAUCAAGCAGUGAUCUUCACGCGGUUACCUCGGGCAAUGGCUGGGGGGAUACUAUAAGACCUUGCGAUGCGCGAAUGGUUAGUUUCAUUGCUGAUCAAAUGUAACAUACCAUAUUCAUGAGCGCCAGUCCUCAAAGUUUUAAGCUCUCGCCUUUGAAUAAGUCGUCAACCAUUAUCACCACUCAUCCAACCAUGGCACCCAAUAUCUUGAUCACUGGCGCCGCCGGUUACAUAGGAGGCUCAAUUCUCUCAGACUUCCUGACUAUCUACAGCUCUGAGAUUAAUAAAGAACAUGUCCAUGCUGCAGUCAGAACCGAACAGCAGGCCAAAGAUUUGUCGGAGCUGGGUAUCAAGGUACACCAAAUAGACUUAACAGAUGAAAGCAAUGUGGCAGAUGUCGUUAUCAAGAACCAUGUCAGUAUUGUCAUACAAACUGCAAGCUCUUUAAAUCCAAGCCUGUCUGUCAAUCUCCUGACAGCAUUGGGAAAGCAAAAACAAAUCAGUAGAGAGCAGACAUACUUUGUUCAUACUUCUGGCAUCAGCGCCUUCUACGAAAAGUCCGGCUGGCCAUCGUGGGAAAUGAAGGAUGACGACCAGAUCUUUGCCGUGGAGAAGCAGUCAGCAGACUCUUAUCCAAUACGAAAGACCGACAUCGCUGUCAUCGAGCACGCGAGAGCAUUGGGCGUGACCUCUUUUAUCGUCAUUCCAACGACUGUCUACGGUGAAGGCAGCGGUGUAUGGAACCGAUUGUCUAUCAUCAUGCCCCCCUUGGUACAGGCUAGCCUCCAGCUCAAACGUGUCUACAAGUUCGCUGAGAACACUAAAGUCUCUGGCGUGCAUAUUACAGACCUGACUGCGUUGUAUUGGCGUAUCACCCAGGCAAUCCUCCAGAAAGAAGAUAUCCCCGACGGGGAAGAGGGCUAUUACUUUGCCAAGGCUCACACCCUAUAUCAAUGGGAUGUUCUCGAGCAUCUAGCUAAAGCGCUGAAGCAACGGGCCUUCAUCGAAGAUGACAAAACAGAGUUUUGGCCAAGCGAUGGGUUCGCCGCGCAAUCAAUAGGUGUACCUGAGCAGUUUCUCGAGGCACUGUGGAAAUCUGGAGACAAACUCACGACGACACGAGCUCAAAGCAUCGGCUGGAAGCCGCAGUGGGAUGAGACGAGAUUCCUGGAAAAUAUCAACGACGAGAUCAACGCUGUAUUGAAGCACGAGAAGGCAAAGAGCAGUCUGGUUGAUUCUCUUUUCGCUGCUGCCGGAGAAGGUUUAAAAUACUAGUAUUAGUGGAUGCUAUGUUCGCUGGUAUUUCUAUUACUUGGGGCUCCUAGAAAAGCAUCGACCAAGAUACAUUUUUGGAGACAGAGUAAUUAGGCUUUCCUUUGUACAGGGGUGAUGUAGUCUUUGUCGUGUCGAGUGACAAUAC
Truncatella angustata is the source of this 1653-nucleotide messenger RNA. RefSeq lists its product as uncharacterized. The transcript is spliced from 8 exons. The coding region runs from base 351 to 1508 and encodes 385 amino acids. Lineage: Eukaryota; Fungi; Ascomycota; Sordariomycetes; Amphisphaeriales; Sporocadaceae. The record is from RefSeq and is a predicted model, not a curated record.